Messenger RNA from Xiphophorus hellerii (green swordtail), 921 nucleotides. It is a transcript of the gene rps19bp1, whose product is annotated as ribosomal protein S19 binding protein 1. Gene Ontology annotation, cellular component: nucleolus. NCBI's taxonomy places the organism in Eukaryota, Metazoa, Chordata, Actinopteri, Cyprinodontiformes, Poeciliidae. Bases 151 to 639 code for a protein of 162 amino acids. The record is from RefSeq and is a predicted model, not a curated record. The transcript has 4 exons. Gene Ontology annotation, molecular function: enzyme binding.
AUUGCUUAUCAGUUGUUGUGCGGGGAGCUGCUUUCAGUGAGCACACACGAGGAAGCUGUCGGACUCACAUGUUUGUUUGGUAGUUUUAAAGCGGGUUACUUUAGAUGUAGUUUGAAUACAGUGCAACAAAUCAGACAUUGUUAGGCGAAGAUGUCAGCGUCAUUGAUCAGGAGAGGCCUGGAGCUGCUGAACGAUGACAUUAAAGACAGCAGUCGAGUGAAGAAGAAGAAGAAGACGAAGAAGAAGCAGACCCCCAGCUCAGCCACAGUGAUGGAUCUGGUCAGCACCAAGCGGCAGGGGGUCACCAAACAGGUCAAGAGGCUGCAGGGCCGCCUCGGGCCCAGGAAAAGCAAGGCCACAGUCAAAGACAAGCGGAUCAGAUCAGCAGUGGAGGAUUUUAGGAAAAACCAACCAAAAAGCCAGCUGAGCGCCAAUCUGAAGUACUUUUUGGAAACAACAGGCAAAGCAGAAGCCUUUGAUGCAAAGAAGAUUUUGAGGCACAGCAGAGGGAGGCAGUCAAGAAAUCGCCCGGACGAACCUGUGAAAAAGUCCAGGGAGGCUCAGUCGGUGUUCACGGAGGAGGAGUUCCAGCGGUUCCAGAGGGAAUACUUUGGCAGGACUGUGGAGGAAAAGAAAUGACACCAACUCUGAGGGGAAACAUGAAAAAAGGACGCAAACCACGGAGAAAGCAGCCGGACUGUGUUGUGUGGAUCAAAGUGGAUUUUUCAGUGAGACUGUACUAGAAUUUAGUUCCACUGCAAUCCACAGAAAUACUUUUAUUACCGAAACAGUAAUACACCCUCCCUAUUUAGAGGUGGGGUGUACAGGUUUAUUAGAUCAUAUUUCAAAACUUACUGUGGAAAACAGUAGUGGAUGAUUUGUGCACAUUAUGAUUUUCUAAUUAAAAAAUGAUGAAGAAAA